AAUCAGAAUGCGCCAGCUGGGAUUCCGGGCUUUUGACAGAAUCCAACGUGUAUAAAAUAAAGCGUGGAUUAAAUUUAUGUAGUUAAAUUAAAAAUUUCAUUAUAAUAAAAACUCAAUGAAUUAAAACUUUAGUGUGUUUAUUUUACAACUUAAGAAUAUAUUGUACGUGAUAUAAAAAUUACUUUAUUAGCACAGUAAUACAAAAUAAAUAAAAUGAAUAGUUCAGUGUUAUUAACUCUUUCUAUUGUUAUUGGAUUAAUAUAUACUGUCAUAGCUUUGAAAAAUGAUGAAUGUGAAGUAUGUAUAAAUACUGUGGAAAGGUUUGUCAAUACUUUAAGUGAAGAUGUGAAAAUAGAUACAAAAAAAAUAGAAGCAGCAUUUAAAGAAUUUUGUAAAGGUACUAAAUCUAAGGAAAAUAGAUUUUGUUAUUAUUUAGGUGGACUAGAAGAAUCUGCCACAGGUAUUUUAAGUGAAUUGAGUAAACCUAUAUCUUGGUCCAUGCCUGCAAAUAAAAUAUGUGAAAAAUUGAAAAAAAAGGAUUCUCAAAUAUGUGAUUUGAGAUACGAAAAACAAAUUGAUAUUAAUACUGUUGAUUUGAAAAAACUUAAAGUACGUGAUUUAAGGAAGAUUUUAAGUGACUGGGAUGAAACAUGUGAUGGUUGCAUAGAAAAAACGGAUUUUAUUAAACGAAUUGAAGAACUAAAACCUAAAUAUUCUCAUAGUGCAAAAUCAGAACUCUGAAAAAUGUUCAAAAAUAUAGAUAAAUUAUUAUGUUAGUAUGGCUAA
This is a messenger RNA of Apis dorsata (giant honeybee), 786 nucleotides long. RefSeq names its product mesencephalic astrocyte-derived neurotrophic factor homolog (gene Manf). The coding region runs from base 214 to 741 and encodes 175 amino acids. Gene Ontology annotation, cellular component: endoplasmic reticulum. The transcript is spliced from 5 exons. Gene Ontology annotation, biological process: neuron projection development; dopaminergic neuron differentiation. Gene Ontology annotation, molecular function: calcium ion binding. Lineage: Eukaryota; Metazoa; Arthropoda; Insecta; Hymenoptera; Apidae. The record is from RefSeq and is a predicted model, not a curated record.